Messenger RNA from Symbiodinium pilosum, 762 nucleotides. The record is from the annotation of a GenBank genome assembly. NCBI's taxonomy places the organism in Eukaryota, Dinophyceae, Suessiales, Symbiodiniaceae.
AUGCUGUCUGAUGCUCUGGUGCGCAGGGCGGCAACGCAGCUCAAUCAGCACAUGUGCAUUGAGGAUGCACAAGCCUUGUCUGAUCAUGGUUUGGAGUGUGUGCGGGAGGUUCUCUACGCAUACCGACACAUGGUACCAAAAAGCAUGAGACGAGAUGUAGCAGACGGCAUUCGUUUUCUGACAGGUCUGCGCUUGGCUCUGCAUCAACCAAAGGAUGCAACUACAUGGUCAGUGCUGGUCACUCGGGACGAAGCCUAUCAGACCUACGACCAAUGGUGGUUCGCGUUCCAAGAAAGCCUCCACGCGCAAGAAGUUUUACGACAGCACUGUGACAAAUUUGGGGACAUCCCAGUCGUGAGCAAUCUUGUCGACAAGUUGCAUGAUACGCUUCUAGAGAUCCAUAGUGGGCUGACCCUGAAGGGCAAGGGUUUGCGCAGACCGCGGGAGUUCCUAGGAGUCAACCUCACAGAGGCUGCCAUGCUUGAGGUCGCGACACAGCUGCUUCUCCAAGAUGCCCUGGCGGCGAAUUCAGUUGAACGAUUGCGACAUCUCUGCUAUGUGUGCAGAUUUACUUUCAGUGGCUCCUACAAUGAUCGCGUGGCAGAGCUGCUGGUAUUUCUAGAGGGCAUACAAGUCCUGCUAAAGGGCGAGAGCCUGCGUGCAAGCUUGCUUGGAAACCCGUCUUCUCGGGCCUUGUUCCCCCUCGAUGACCCCGUGGCGCCGGCGAGGCCGGCCAUGUCCUGUCAAGCGCAUGCAAUGUAG